AUGGCGCAGCUGGCGGCGAACGCGUACCGGUGGUCGUUCGCGCCCGUGAAGGACGUGCCGGGGUGGCGGCUGGCGGAGAGAGUUCCGCCCGUUGCGCCGGUCGACGGCGGCAUGCACGCGCUCGUGUUCGAGGAGGACACGGCAUGCAACGAGGCGGGACGCGGUUCAGAAGGCAGUGUGGCAGGCGAGGGGGAUGCAGCAUUAAGAGAGGAUGCACAUACAGGCGAAGGAGAACAGGCAGAGGAGGAUCCAUUAGCAGCUGGGACUGGAGUGAAAGGGUAUUGUCUCUCGCACAAACAGACACUAACCAUUCCAUUUUGUAGAUAUACCUCCGAACUGGACCCCUUUCCGCCGUGUUUCAUCUCCUCCCUUCUACUCGUGCUUUUCCUUCACUUGCUCACUCUCAUUCUCACUCCCAAUUUCACUCUGAUUCUCACUCUCAUUCUCACUCUCAUUCUCACUCUCAUUCUCAUUCCCACUCCCACACUCACUUUCACCCUCACUUUCACCCUCACUUUCACCCUCACUUUCACCCUCACUUUCACCCUCACUUUCACCCUCACUUUCACCCUCACUUUCACCCUCACUCUCACACUCACUCGCACUGCACGGCCGCAGGUGUUGUCUGUGUAUGGUCGCGACACCCCUGUGCUCCUCACAGGUCACAGCCUAGGAGGGGGCCUGGCAGUGCUUGCCUCUGCUGCCUUCUCCUCUGCGCCGCUUCCCCUCUCCGCCACGCCCCCUUUCUCCUCCCGUGCUCCCUCUGCCACCUCUGCUGCUGCUGCUGCUGAUGAUGCUGACGACGUGCUCUUCUCGGGCUCUCUUGUGCUUCCAGUUCUUGCCUUCUCGGCAGCAGGAGCACGCAGCGCAGCACAGCGGCGCCAUCUGACCUUUGCAGCAGAGCGCAGUCACCUCGCAUACACCAUCGCAGAUGUCUGGGACCCACUCAUUCAGCUGGCGCCCCACGAGCAGCUCGGCACACUCUGCCUCUACCGCUCCCCAGAACCGCCUCCCUGCCACGCCUGCUAUGGCAAUGGCUCCCUGCCCUCCGCCAUGCACCGUGCUGCUCAUGCUCAUGCUCAUGCUGAUGAUGGCGAUGAUGUUCAUGAAGUGGAGGGCAAGUCAUUCUGCGAGCCGCGCAGCACGGAAGCCAUGGCGUCUGCGCUCCGAGCGCUCACGCACGACGCAGCGCCAAAGGCCUUUCUUCCAGUGAUCGCCGCGCGCCUGGUGAUUCCUCUCCACAGCACGGCACCUCAGCCCGCAGGUGCUAUCCACAAAUGCGAUACGAUCUCCUCUGAGUCCGUGCCUGGGCGCGGCGCGGAAGCGAGGCGCUACGAAAAAGAUUGCGAAUCCGAAAGGCUUACGCAGCCGCCGUUGCCACGUGGUGAUGAGCAAAGGGCAGCGAUUGGAUUGCGAUACGAUCUUGGGAGAUACGUCGGAUCUGAUCGAAGGUUGUCAAUUGGGCAGUCAAGAGGCCUUGUUCCGUGUAACGGUGUAACCAGCAGCAAUCUCGGCGCUCUUCGUCUGUUUUCCUCCCACGUUCUCCCCUCACAUAACCUCACGUCUGUCCACGUGGCGCUACUCCAUUCAUCUGCUACUGCGCACGUGACAAGUGGCGGCGGCGAUUCGAGGGGAAGCAGUGAGGGCGCUUCUGAGUCAGCUGCGUCCUCGCACCCGCACACGUCCUCUGCGACAGGAGCUGCGGGGUCGCAGGGAGGGCAUGAGGUGCACAGCGCGCAUUCCUCUGGUGCUGCUGCUGCCGCUGGCGGUUCUGCAGGGAGCAGCAGCAGCAGCAGUAGCAGCGGCAGCAGCAGUGGCAGUGGCAAGGAUGGAGAGGCGGUGAAGGCUGCAGUUCUGCAGGCUGCGCUGACCCAUGUGCCGACGCUAGGGUGGAGCAGCGCGGCUCUUAUAGCAGGCGCCAGGGACAACGGCCUCUCUCCCUCCGUGCUCGGAAUGCUGCCCCGCGGGGAGGCGCACCUGGUGGAGUUCUUCAUGGACCGCUGUCGCAGGCAGUUCGAGGCCGAGUUCCCCCACACGCCCAUCGCCGUCGCCACCGCUGCUCCUGGUCACUCCCCCCACAGCCACAGCCACAGCCACAGCAGCAGCAGUGGAGGGCAGGCGUGCGGGGGCAGGUACGAGGAGGGGGACGCGCUGGCGCUGCAGAGCCGCAUGGCAGCUGCUAUCCGCACGCGCCUGCGCCUGCAGGCGCCUUACACGUCCUCGUGGGCGCAGGCACUCGCCAUCCAGGCGCGGCCGUCCAACGCGUGCGAGUCACUGCGGCAGAGGAGGCAGCUGGCAGCGAGCAUGUGGAGUGCGGUGGGCGUGCGCUGCAGCGAUGCACAGCUGCUGGCGUACCGCGUGUUGCUCGGCUCUGCCUAUGCUGCCGCUGAGGUCCACAUGCUCACUGACUUCUCGCCAGACUUCCAUGACACGUGGCGGUUUGUGGACCGUGAGAUGCAGGCAGCGUUUCAGAUACAGGGGUCAGCAGACAGACUCGUGGCCCAGGCAUGUGACAGCAUACCAGCCAUCAAGACCGUUCUUUCCAUCCUCUCCAAACCACCCUCCACUCGCCAGGCGUAA
Molecule: messenger RNA, 2580 nt
Organism: Closterium sp. Yama58-4
Lineage: Eukaryota; Viridiplantae; Streptophyta; Zygnematophyceae; Desmidiales; Closteriaceae
Source: the annotation of a GenBank genome assembly